CUUUUGGUUAGCCACGAGCUCUUAAUCAGUGCGCCAGCAAGGCUCCUCCCCCUGGGUAGGGGGAGAAACGAACCCCAAACAAGGCCAGGUGGAGACACAGCAAGUCUGCGGGGAAGAGUGGCCUCGGUUCCUAUGGUGACGCGGCCUCCCCGGACUUGCUUCCUGAGCGAGCUGGCGCAUGCGCAGAGCGGCUAGCAUCCAUCUAGGAGGGACAGUUUCCUCCCUCCCUACCCAGGAUGCCCCGCGGUCUUUAGUGCUGACGUCACGGAGGAAGGCGUUCCCACGGGUCAUGAUUAGAUUAAUUACUCUCCAUACAGUGAAAUACAGAGGCGCGAGGGCAGAAGGCGAUUCCCUGAGUUCUGGCUAGGCGUGCGUUUGCUCCGUCUGAAGAAGGGAGAGGGCUAAGUGUCAGCGCGUUGAGGGGCCCGCGACCAGAGACGACGUUGCCAUCGCGACGCGGACCGCUGCAGGUUUCGAUUCCGGGUUAGACGGCGGCGCAGGCGUAGACGGGCCAGGAGCCGCGGGCCAAGGCGGACUGAGCCGCGAGCGCGGCUUUCCGGUGGUCGGUACGGGGGCCGGCGGCGCCGAGCGCUUGAGGUCCUCGUUCAGGGACCGAACCCCGGGAGUGAGGGACGCGGACCCUGGCGGAGGCGAGAAGGAGGCCUCAAACCUUGACCCGUUCGGAGCGGACCCGAACACUGACUGUUGCCCAUGGCGGCCCUAGGCCCCAGCAGCCAGAAUGUCACUGAGUAUGUUGUCCGAGUUCCCAAAAACACAACGAAGAGAUACAACAUCAUGGCCUUUAACGCAGCCGAUAAAGUCAGCUUCGCUACUUGGACUCAGGCGCGGCUGGAGCGGGACCUGAGCAACAAGAAGAUUUACCAGGACGAGGAGCUGCCCGAGUCCGGCGCGGGCAGCGAGUUCAACCGCAGGCUCCGGGAGGAGGCGCGCAGGAAGAAGUACGGCAUCGUCCUCAAGGAGUUCCGCCCAGAGGACCAGCCCUGGCUGCUCCGUGUCAACGGCAAGGCGGGCCGGAAGUUCAAGGGCGUGAAGAAGGGGGGCGUGACGGAGAACGCGUCCUACUACAUCUUCACCCAGUGCCCCGACGGCGCCUUCGAGGCCUUCCCGGUGCACAACUGGUACAACUUCACGCCGCUGGCCCGGCACCGCACGCUCACGGCCGAGGAGGCCGAGGAGGAGUGGGAGAGGAGGAACAAGGUCCUGAACCACUUCAGCAUCAUGCAGCAGCGGCGGCUCAAGGACCAGGACCAGGACGACGAGGAGGAGGAGAAGGAGAAGCGUGGCCGCAAGAAGGCCAGCGAGCUGCGCAUCCACGACCUGGAGGACGACCUGGAGAUGUCGUCGGACGACAGCGAGGCCAGCGGCGAGGAGGGCGGCAGAGCCCCCAAGGCCAAGAACAAGGCGCCGGCGGGCAAGGCGGGCAGGAGGAAGAAGAAGAAGGGCCCGGACGAUGAGGCCUUGGAGGACAGUGACGACGGGGACUUCGAGGGCCAGGAGGUGGACUACAUGUCCGACGGCUCCAGCAGCUCCCAGGACGAGAUGGAGAGCAAGCCCACAGUGACCAAGCAGGAGGAGGGGCCCAAGGGUGUGGACGAGCAGAGCGAGAGCAGCGAGGAGAGUGAGGAGGAGAAGCCGCCCGAGGAGGACAAGGAGGAGGAGGAGGAGAAGGCGGCUCCGACCCCCCAGGAGAAGCAGCGCAGGAAAGACAGCAGUGACGAGUCGGACAGCUCGGAGGAGAGCGACAUCGACAGCGAGGCCUCCUCGGCCCUCUUCAUGGCGAAGAAGAAGACGCCCCCCAAGAGGGAGCGGAAGCCGUCGGGAGGCAGCUCGCGGGGGAACAGCCGGCCCGGCACGCCCAGCGCGGAGGGCAGCACCUCGUGCACCCUGCGGGCGGCCGCCAGCAAGCUGGAGCAGGGGAAGCGGACGAGCGACAUGCCCACAGCCAAGCGGCUCCGGAUGGAUGCCGGGCCCCAGGGCCUGUCCGGGAAGUCCACCCCCCAGCCCCAGUCCGGGAAGUCGACGCCCAGCAGCGGCGACGUGCAGGUGACCGAGGACGCCGUGCGCCGCUACCUGACGCGCAAACCCAUGACCACCAAGGACCUGCUGAAGAAGUUCCAGACCAAGAAGACGGGGCUGAGCAGCGAGCAGACGGUGAACGUGCUGGCGCAGAUCCUCAAGCGCCUCAACCCCGAGCGCAAGAUGAUCAACGACAAGAUGCACUUCUCCCUCAAGGAGUGAGGGCCCGCCGCCCAGCGACAGGCUCCGUUCUCCGGAGCUGCUGGGGCCCGCCGGUGCGCUCGCGGCCGCCUGUCUGCUGCCGACGUGUCGGCUUGCUCCCUGAAUCCAGGGAUUCCCGCUUCAUCAGUGCUGGAUCGAUAUAAGCAGUCUUUGCCUCAUUUUCCUUCUCUCUCUGGAACUUUUAAAAAACAAACAAACAAAAAAACAGUUGCAGUGGAGUUGAUUCUGGCUCACGGCAUCUCCCAGAACUGUGCAUCGUAGGGUUUUCAGUGACUGAUUUUUCAGAAGUAGAUUGUCAGGCCUUUCUUCUAAGGCGCUUCUGAGUGGACUUGAACUGCUAACCUUGUGGUGAGCAGCUGGGUGUGUUAACUGUACCAGCCAGUGCCUCCUCUGGAACCUGUAAUGCCUGUUGUGGUUGGGUGCCGUUGGGUAGAUUCCGACUCAUAGUGACCCCAUGUGACAGUCGACCUGCCCCAUAGGGUUCUCUAGGAGCCCUGGUGGCACAGUGGUUAAGAGCUCGGCGGCUAAACAGAAAGCUCGAAUCUAUCAGCCGCUCCCAGGGAACCCUAGGGGGCAGUUAUACUUUGUCCUAUAGGGUUGCUAUGAGUCGGAACCGUUUGGUUUAAUCUCUGUGAGACGAGAUCACCAGGUCUUUCUUCUGUGGAGCUGCUGGUGGGUUCCAACUGCCGACCUUUCUCUUAGCAGCUGAGCACUUAAAUACACCACCUAUUAGUCCCUCGUGUUCUCUCCUCCUCAUUGCUCAACCCCUGAUCACCUUGACCUUCUCCCUAAGUGCUGCAUUCUGGGUAAUUUUUUCAGCUCUUUUCCUACUCAGUGUCCGCCCCCCACCC
Molecule: messenger RNA, 3110 nt
Organism: Trichechus manatus latirostris (Florida manatee)
Lineage: Eukaryota; Metazoa; Chordata; Mammalia; Sirenia; Trichechidae
Product: general transcription factor IIF subunit 1
Exons: 13
Coding region: 712-2259 (515 amino acids)
Biological process (GO): positive regulation of transcription elongation by RNA polymerase II; transcription initiation at RNA polymerase II promoter
Cellular component (GO): transcription factor TFIIF complex; nucleus
Molecular function (GO): DNA binding; RNA polymerase II general transcription initiation factor activity; TFIIF-class transcription factor complex binding
Source: RefSeq, a predicted model, not a curated record